Messenger RNA from Oryctolagus cuniculus (rabbit), 3876 nucleotides. NCBI's taxonomy places the organism in Eukaryota, Metazoa, Chordata, Mammalia, Lagomorpha, Leporidae. The record is from RefSeq and is a predicted model, not a curated record.
GGGCCACGGGCGCGGGCUUCUGGGAGUUGUAGUCGCUGGGGGCGGGCGCCGUCGUAAGGAGACGUAGCUUUCCGUGGGGUCUGCUACAGCAGUUGGUCCCCGCGGGAGCCGCAGGGUCAGUCAGCCGCUCUCGUCGCUCCGCGCUCGCCCUGAGGCUGAGAAGACGCUCUCCGUCUCCCCGGCUUUCCCUCUCCGGCGCUGAGUGCUCCUUGCCCUCGCGGGAUGGAAGCUUCCUGGCGCCAGGUGGCCGGUGGCCGAGGCCGAGCCCGCGGACGGGCCACUGCUGCCCCCGCCUCUGGAAAUGGAGUCCCUCUCCGCGGUGUCGGCGGAGGCCGCGAGAAGGGGUCGGUGGGCGCCGUCCAUUCGGGCUGCAGCCCGGGAGGAGCGGCGGCAGGUAGCAGGCACAGCCCCGCGGGGUCGGAGGCGCCGCAGACUUCGGCGGCCGGCGAGCUAAUGUCUCAGAAGAAGUUUGAAGAAAUCAAGAAGGCUAAUCAAGCUGCAGCCAAAAAACUUGUUCAAGAACAUAUUAGUUCCUCAUCUGAAGAAGAAGGAGAUGAAGAUUUUGAAGGAAAACAGGGGAAAAUAGUUGCUAAUACCUUUAUAACAUACACUACUCAGACAGAUGGAGAUACACGUGAAUUAGAACGGACAAAACAAUAUGUAAAUGAAGCUUUCCAAGCAGGGGCAAUGACGUGCUUAAUUUGUAUUGCUUCAGUGAAGAGAAAUCAAGCAGUUUGGAGCUGUUCAGGAUGUUUCUGUAUAUUUCACAUGCCUUGUAUCCAGAAGUGGGCAAAAGACAGCCAAUUUCUUGUAUCUUCUUUGACGGAUGAUGAUUUUGGAAAGAGAGAUUAUCCCUGGCCUUGCCCAAAAUGUAGGUUUGAAUACAAACGAUCGGAAACCCCUAGUAGAUAUUAUUGUUAUUGUGGAAAAGUCGAAGACCCACCAUUAGACCCUUGGCUCGUGCCUCAUUCAUGUGGCCAAGUAUGUGAGAGAGAAUUCAAACCUCCUUGUGGCCAUAAGUGUUUACUUCUUUGUCACCCGGGCCCCUGCCCUCCUUGUCCAAAGAUGGUCACAACUACUUGUUACUGUAAGAAAGCAAAACCUAUCCCUCGUAGGUGCAGUACCAAGGAAUGGUCCUGUCAGCUCCCUUGUGGGCGGAAGUUGCUAUGUGGACAACAUAAAUGUGAACAUUCUUGUCAUGCAGGAAGUUGUCCACCUUGUCCAAGAGUUAGUAGACAAAAGUGUGUCUGUGGCAAAAAAGUAGCUGAAAGAAGUUGUGCAAGCCCUCAGUGGCACUGUGAUCAAGUAUGUGGAAAAACACUGCCAUGUGGUAAUCAUACAUGUGAGCAGGUUUGUCAUGUUGGUGCUUGUGGAGAAUGUCCUCGAUCUGGCAAAAGGUUCUGUCCAUGUCAGAAAUCAAAGUUUUCUUUGCCUUGUACAGAAGAUGUCCCAACUUGUGGAGACAGUUGUGACAAAGUCCUUGAAUGUGGAAUCCAUAGAUGUUCACAGCGUUGUCACCGAGGUCCUUGUGAAACAUGUAGACAAGAAGUGGAAAAGCAUUGUCGCUGUGGAAAGCAUACAAAGAGAAUGCCAUGUCAUAAACCUUAUCUGUGUGAAACUAAGUGUGUGAAGAUGCGUGACUGUCAGAAGCACCAGUGUAGGAGAAAGUGUUGCCCUGGAAACUGUCCACCUUGUGAUCAAAACUGUGGACGGACUUUAGGAUGUAGAAACCAUAAGUGUCCGUCUGUCUGCCACAGAGGCAGUUGCUAUCCAUGCCCAGAAACUGUAGAUGUGAAAUGCAAUUGUGGUAAGACAAAGGUGACAGUACCCUGUGGCCGAGAACGUACCACAAGACCACCCAAGUGCAAAGAGCUAUGCAGUCGACCACCAACUUGCCAUCAUACAAGUCAAGAGAAACAUCGCUGUCACUUUGGCUCUUGUCCCCCAUGUCAUCAACCUUGUCACAAAGUUUUGGAGAAAUGUGGUCAUCUGUGUCCUGCUCCGUGUCAUGAUCAAGCAUUAAUAAAGCAGACUGGCAGGCACCAGCCCACUGGCCCUUGGGAACAGUCCUCAGAGCCAGCAUUUAUUCAGACUGCAUUACCUUGUCCUCCAUGUCAAGUUCCUAUUCCUACGGAAUGCCUUGGGAAACACGAGGUGAGCCCACUACCAUGUCAUGCUGUAGGACCCUACUCUUGUAAGAGAGUUUGUGGCCGACUAUUAGAUUGUCAGAAUCAUACAUGUAUGAAGGAAUGUCACAAAGUAACUGAAAUUGAAGGCUGCAUUGGCAAAAAUAAGGCUGGCCCUGAAUGCCUUCAUUGUGAAGAAGGGUGCUCUAAAUCACGGCCGCUGGGUUGUCCUCAUCCAUGUGUGUUGCCAUGUCAUCCUGGAGAAUGUCCUCCCUGUGUCCAGAUGCUUAGGAUAAAAUGUCACUGCAAGAUUACAAGCUUAUAUGUGGAAUGUAGAAAAAUAACCACAGCUGAUGAAAAUGAAAAGAAUCUCCUCAGUUGUUGCAAAAAUCAGUGCCCCAAAGAGCUUCCUUGCGGUCAUAGAUGUAAAGAGAUGUGUCAUCCUGGUGAAUGUCCCUUUAAUUGCAAUCAGAAGGUAAAACUUAGAUGUCCUUGUAAAAGAAUAAAAAAGGAACUUCAGUGCAACAAAGUACGUGAAAAUCAAAUUUCAGUAGAAUGUGACACAACAUGCAAGGAAAUGAAGAGAAAAGCAUCUGAGAUAAAAGAAGCAGAAGCCAAAGCUGUUCUUGAAGAGGAAAAACGAAGACAACAGGCUGAACUGGAGGCUUUUGAAAACAGGCUGAAGGGUCGUCGGAAGAAAAACCGGAAAAGAGAUGAAGUGACAGUUGAGCUAUCAUCCUGGCAAAAAUAUAAAUACUAUGUCCUUCCAGUGUGUGGAAUGGUGUUUGCAGUGUUUGCAUGGUACAUUGCCCGUGAUGUGGAUUAAAAAACAUUUUGAUCUUUUACUAUACCUCAGAUUGUAUUUGUUAAGUUGCUAAAUUUAGAAUAUUAGAAAACAUAUAUUGUAGAACAUGCUACUUAGUCACAUUCAUCUCUGUAUUCUCUUCAGUUGUUUGAAGGACAGAAUGUUAAGCUUUAUCUUGAUUAGUAUACUAGAAAGACAAUAUAACAGUUUAAAGUAAAAGCAUGACUGAAAAUAUUUCAUAAGGUUUAGCUAAAGGAGGAGUAACAUGUUUGUUGUUCAUUGUGCUUUCUUGUAUUAACUCAGUUAUUUUAUUUAAUAGUUCAAGCCAACAUUUUGUGUUUUUUUUUGUAAGAUUCAGAUGAAACUGAGCCAUAUACACAGUUAGGGGACUAUUUCUUAAAAGUUUUGGUUACUUAGGAUACUUGAUCAUGUAACUUUGUACUUUUUUUUUUAAAAAGUUCUCCAAAAAUCUUCUAAAAUUGUAACAUGAAAUUGUAUAAUUGGAUUCCAGAAGUUGGUUUUUUAGUGUGGACUAUUUAUCAGUCAUUGAAAUAAAUUUCAAUGUAGUGUGUUUUUCAGAAAAUUAGUUGUUUUCAACAAACACCAGUCUUGGUUCUUCACAUGUGGCUAUUUCUUGUGUAAGAAGCUUUUGAUUGGAAUUGGCAUGUUUUGUAAAACUCGUAUGUAUCUUUUAAAAAUAAUAAUAAAAUUAAAACUAAUAUUUAUGAGCAAUAUAUGCUGAGCAAGGGCUUAUAAUCUUUAUGUACUUUAUUUUCAUUUCUCUUGACCACAGUUCUAAAUAGUUAGAGAUAACCAGUUCUUAAUGGAAAACAAACUGAUGGAGAAGUAUCAAUGAGCCACAUCUGUUUGAUGUAAGGCAUUGUAAGGAGUUUUCCUGUUUAAUUUUUGUAUGUUAAUGUUUUCAUUAAAAAUUUUCAUACCAAA